CCGGAGCUGCGGGGACGACUCCGCCAGAGGAAGCUGCGCGGGCCGGACCGGCGUCGGCCCGCAGCUUCCGCUGCAACUUGCACCUCAGUCUGUUCGUGUGGUCCGCCUGACCUGGUCUGGCCCGCUUGUGCUCUGCAUCCGCGAACACGCGGCUCCAGAUGGAAAUCAUAUGACAAAAUAUUUGGGUGACAGCUGCCUGAAGGGUCUUCAGAAAUUACAGAAGACAAAAACACUAAUGCAUUUGAGAAAGCGGUAAAGUUUGGGGGGAGGGAGAGAAAGCAACUCCUUUCCUGAUCUGCAACUUGACUGGAUGCUAAGAUGUCUGUGGACAUGAAUAGCCAGGGGUCUGACAGCAAUGAAGAGGACUAUGACCCAAAUUGUGAGGAGGAGGAGGAGGAAGAGGAAGAGGACCCUGGGGACAUAGAGGAUUAUUAUGUGGGAGUAGCCAGCGACGUGGAACAGCAAGGCGCUGAUGCCUUUGAUCCUGAGGAGUACCAGUUUACUUGCUUGACAUAUAAGGAGUCUGAGGGUGCCCUCAACGAGCACAUGACCAGCUUAGCUUCUGUCCUAAAGGUAUCUCAUUCAGUUGCCAAACUCAUAUUAGUUAAUUUCCACUGGCAAGUCUCAGAGAUAUUGGACAGAUACAAGUCCAAUUCUUCUCAACUGCUUGUUGAGGCACGAGUUCAGCCCAAUCCAUCAAAACAUGUCCCUACCACCCAUCCCCCUCAUCACUGUGCAGUGUGUAUGCAAUUUGUGCGGAAGGAAAACCUACUGUCUCUGGCCUGCCAGCACCAGUUUUGCCGCAGCUGCUGGGAGCAGCACUGCUCGGUUCUAGUCAAGGAUGGCGUGGGUGUGGGAGUCUCUUGUAUGGCUCAGGACUGUCCACUCCGUACACCAGAAGACUUUGUGUUUCCAUUGCUUCCCAAUGAAGAAUUGAAAGACAAAUAUAGGCGCUACCUCUUCAGGGAUUACGUGGAGAGUCAUUACCAGCUCCAGCUGUGCCCUGGUGCAGACUGCCCCAUGGUUAUUCGGGUACAGGAGCCUAGAGCUCGUCGAGUGCAGUGCAAUCGGUGCAAUGAGGUCUUCUGUUUCAAGUGUCGUCAGAUGUAUCAUGCCCCCACAGACUGCGCCACAAUCCGGAAAUGGCUCACGAAGUGUGCAGAUGACUCUGAAACGGCCAACUACAUUAGUGCUCACACUAAAGAUUGUCCCAAGUGCAACAUCUGCAUUGAGAAGAAUGGAGGCUGCAAUCAUAUGCAAUGCUCCAAAUGUAAACACGACUUCUGCUGGAUGUGUCUAGGAGAUUGGAAGACUCAUGGCAGUGAGUACUAUGAGUGCAGUCGGUACAAAGAGAAUCCUGACAUUGUCAACCAGAGUCAGCAAGCCCAGGCCAGGGAGGCCCUCAAGAAGUACUUAUUCUAUUUUGAGAGGUGGGAAAACCACAACAAAAGCUUACAGCUGGAGGCACAAACAUACCAGCGGAUUCAUGAGAAGAUUCAGGAGAGGGUGAUGAACAAUCUGGGAACUUGGAUUGACUGGCAGUAUCUACAGAAUGCUGCCAAGCUCUUGGCCAAGUGUCGAUAUACCCUGCAAUAUACCUACCCAUAUGCAUACUACAUGGAGUCUGGCCCCAGGAAGAAGCUGUUUGAAUACCAGCAGGCUCAGCUAGAGGCUGAGAUUGAAAACCUUUCGUGGAAAGUGGAGCGAGCGGACAGCUAUGACAGAGGGGACUUAGAGAACCAGAUGCACAUAGCAGAACAGCGGAGAAGAACCCUGUUGAAGGAUUUCCAUGAUACCUAAGUUGGGACAUGGACAUGCCGGGAUGAAAUGUGGCUGCAAGGACUCCCGGCUGCCAUACUGCAUGCUGCAGGCUCUGCCUUUCACGACUCCAGGCAACAGCCAGGGCCCCACUCCUGAGAGACACUGGCAACACACCUUUUAGUUAAUUUGUUUUCUUCUCAUCUUUUUGCUUUUUGUUUCUACCAGGGUAGAGUUCAUAUUGAAUUGGCUUCUUUUCAGGACUUUUAAUUCACCCAGAUGGUUGUUGGGAGGGAGGGAAUGUUUUGUUUGCUUUGUUUUGUUUUGUUUAUUUGUUUUUUGAACGGCUAUUAAUAGGAUUAGAUCAUUACAACUCAUGUAAUUUUCAAAGAUUGUACAAUAUUAAAAAAAAAAAAGGCAAACCAUAGGAUAACACAGAGCCCUUUUAAAAAAUAAAUUGGCAUUGGAGUGUUUUA
Molecule: messenger RNA, 2234 nt
Organism: Marmota monax (woodchuck)
Lineage: Eukaryota; Metazoa; Chordata; Mammalia; Rodentia; Sciuridae
Gene: Arih2
Product: ariadne RBR E3 ubiquitin protein ligase 2
Exons: 16
Coding region: 319-1800 (493 amino acids)
Biological process (GO): protein polyubiquitination; ubiquitin-dependent protein catabolic process; positive regulation of proteasomal ubiquitin-dependent protein catabolic process
Cellular component (GO): cytoplasm; ubiquitin ligase complex
Molecular function (GO): ubiquitin conjugating enzyme binding; zinc ion binding; ubiquitin protein ligase activity
Source: RefSeq, a predicted model, not a curated record